UUUGAAUAUCAUUCUGUACAGCACGUUGGUUCGGUUCAUUGGGUUUUCUAGAAUCACACAAGCGUUCUAAGGAAAUCGUAGCAAUUUUGUGUACGCGGAUUGCGUAGGAGUUGCGAGUGUAUCCUUUGGGGAUAAGGAAAGAUCUAAUCCUGAAGCUGAUAUUUGCAAAAGGGGAAUAAUAGAAAAAAAAAAUCAAAGUAAACAUGCGAUCUCACCACAAGCUCACGGCAUUCGCAGUCCUAUGCUGCGCCCUAGGACCAGCAUUUGCGGGAACGCUGUCGAAACGUGAAGCCCCACUGCCCGGUGGCAGCUACCUUCCACCCUCCAACAAUGGAGGAGGAUCAGGAGGGUAUCCACCGGCUGGACCACCGAGCGGUAGCUAUGGUCCACCAAGUGCUGGAGGAAACGGCAACGGACAAGGAGGCAGCGGCUACCCAUCCGGUGGCAGCGCUCCAUCCCAGCAAUACGGCGCACCUUCCCAGGGUGGUAGCUUCAGUGCUUCCCAACCUUCGCAGCAGUACGGUGCCCCAUCCAACGGUAACGGAUUCGGUGCUGGUCGUCCACAGUCGCCAUCCCAACAGUACGGUGCCCCAUCUCAGCAAUACGGAGCCCCUAGUAACGGAAACGGUGCCUCUCGCCCAUCCCAGCAAUAUGGUGCGCCAUCGCAACAACAAUUCGGAGCUCCCUCUCAGCAAUACGGUGCACCUUCUCAGCAGUAUGGUGCCCCAAGCAAUGGUGGAUCCCGACCACAAUCUCCAUCCCAACAGUAUGGUGCUCCCUCUCAGCCAUCUCAACAGUACGGUGCUCCAAAUGGUGGAUCGCGUCCUCAGGUUCCUUCCCAGCAAUACGGUGCCCCUAGCACCAAUGGAAACGGCAACGGUUACAGCUCUGCCGGACCUUCUAGCCAAUACGGUGCCCCAAGCAACGGAAACGGACACAGCAGCUUCGGAGGUGCCGCUCCAUCCGCUCAAUAUGGUGCUCCAAAUGGUGGUUCUCGCCCUCAGACUCCUUCUCAGCAGUACGGUGCCCCAUCUCAGCAGUACGGAGCGCCUUCUCAGCCAUCUCAACAGUACGGUGCUCCAAAUGGUGGAUCGCGUCCUCAAACACCUUCGCAACAGUACGGUGCUCCUUCCCAGCAAUACGGUGCCCCUAGCGGUGGAAACGGAAAUGGAUACUCCAACGGUGGCUCGCGCCCUCAAACUCCUUCCCAACAAUACGGCGCUCCAUCUGGUGGUGCUCCCUCGCAACAAUAUGGUGCUCCAUCCCAGAGCUACGGUGCCCCAUCAUCUGCUGGACAGGGUGGAUUCGGAGGAUCUUCUCCAGCUCGCCAGUACGGACCGCCAGCCACUAGCUAUGGAGUUCCAGCUGGACCUUCCUCAAAUGGCAACGUAGGACGACCAUCCCAGCAGUACGGUGCUCCAGCUCCAGGUGGAAAUGGAAACGGAAACAGUGGAUUCGGAGGAAAACCAAGCCAACAGUACGGUGCUCCAUCGACGAGCGUUGGACGCCCAUCCAGCCAAUACGGUGCCCCAUCAGCAGGAAACGGUAACGGAAACGGAUACAGCAGUGGACGUCCUUCCAAUGGCUUUGGACAAACUAGUCGCCCAAGUCAGCAAUAUGGUGCUCCAUCAUCGGGCAACGGCCGACCAUCCAGCCAAUACGGUGCUCCUUCAGCUGGAAACGCCAACGGAUACAGCAGCGGACAACCAUCUCAGCAGUAUGGAGCCCCAUCCGCACCUUCUCAGCAAUACGGAGCCCCAUCAGCUCCUUCUCAACAAUACGGAGCCCCAUCUGCACCUUCUCAACAAUACGGAGCCCCAUCUGCACCUUCUCAGCAAUACGGAGCCCCAAGCAGCGGUGGAAACGGCCACAACGGCGCUCCAUCCCAACAGUACGGAGCUCCUAGCAAUGGCAACGGACGCAGCAUCAGUGGGUUCCAGGCCAGCUCAUCGGGUAACGGAUUCUCCCAGGCUUCAUUCUCGGCUAGCAGUUUCUCCUCGAACGGAAAUGGACACUCAGCCAGCAGCGGUGGAUACAGCUCUGGACAGCCAAGUUCCUCGAUCCCGGCCACCAUCCCUCAGUCAUAUACUCAAAAUGGAGGAUACAACUACUAAGCACUGACACAACGAUAAACAUAACGUACACGGAUCGAAGCGAUCGCCACAUGUUCUCACUGCUGCGUGAGAACCGACCUGAUCAACCAAGUGCCUUAAUUUAAACAGAUAAACAUAGAUUGUUUCUUCGUCGAUAUAAUGCAUUCCCUUCCUUCUUUUGGCUUUACUUAAAACAUAAAACAACGAAAAAACAAAACUGUAAACUCCUUCAAAUCGCAACCUUAAGUUGUACGGUAAAUUAACUUAAAUUAUUUUUAUAUACUAUAGCUUAAUUUAAUGUCUUUGUACGUUAGGUAUGAAUCAAUGUCUAAGAAAUCUGUUAAGAAAUGCUUUUAUCCAUCUGUUGAAAAAAGAAC
Messenger RNA from Uranotaenia lowii, 2470 nucleotides. RefSeq names its product pro-resilin (gene Muc91C). The coding region runs from base 204 to 2114 and encodes 636 amino acids. The record is from RefSeq and is a predicted model, not a curated record. The transcript is spliced from 4 exons. Gene Ontology annotation, cellular component: RNA polymerase II transcription regulator complex. Lineage: Eukaryota; Metazoa; Arthropoda; Insecta; Diptera; Culicidae. Gene Ontology annotation, molecular function: transcription coactivator activity. Gene Ontology annotation, biological process: positive regulation of transcription by RNA polymerase II.